AAUAAAAGUCAAUAUGUUGAGACUGAAAAAAACAAAGACCGCUUGAUGUUCAGUCGUGACUGUUGAUGCAGAUCGAUUAUAUCAUGGAAAGAUCGAUUCAUCUGCUGCUGUUCUUAGGACUUUGUCUCUUCACCCAGAGCAUCUCAUGUCAGUACGGGUAUAUUAUGAUCCAGCAGAUGAAGACCUGGUAUGAUGCACAAGCUUACUGCAGACAGAAUCACAUUGAUCUGGCCAUUGUUGAAAAUUAUGAAGACUGGACACGUCUACAAGAAGUAGUACAAUACAAUCCAAUGAGUUCAGUGGCCUGGACUGGACUGUACAAUGACAUUAAUAGCUGGCGGUGGUCUUAUCAAGAUGAGAAUGUUGCAUUCUUCAACUGGAAUAGUACACAACCAGACAAUCUGAAUAGAAAAGAGCAAUGCGUUAUUUUAUCAAGUGGGUUUGGAUGGCAUGAUAAGGAUUGCACAAUGUUAUUUCCCCUUUUUUGCUUCGAUGAAACUCAAACAGAAGCAAACACAUUUGUUUUAAUCGCCAAUGUGAUGACCUGGCCUGCAGCUCAGAUCUACUGCAGACAACAUUUCACAGACCUGGCAACCAUUCAGACUCAAGCUGAGAAUGCUCUGGUGACACAAUUGAUGCAAGCAAGUGGGAUUUCUACAGCAUGGAUUGGUCUGUUUAGGGACUCGUGGAAGUGGUCAGAUGGAUCAGAUGUCUCCACAUCCUCCAUUAACUGGAAAUUUGGAUACCCUGCCAUUACAGGGAAGAAGCCACCGUGUGGUGCUGCAGAUUCCAACGGUCUGAUAGUAGAUCAACUUUGUGCAACAACCUCUCCUUUCAUCUGCAUGCGAACGGAGUUAAGGAAAGAGAUCGUGAGAGUGGAGUUCAAAUUUGGCAACAAUCUGAUUGACCCUGAAGUGUUGGAGAGCACCUUACUGUUGAUAAAGCAGAAACUGAAGAAUCGUGGGAUAAAGAACACAGGAUUGACAUGGAGACUGCAACCAGGAGGAAAUAUUUUCUCACCAAAAUAUAAUCCAGAUAACCCAGCAUCCAAGGAAACAUUGCAUUGUCAACAACAAUUACAAUGAAUCAGCGAUUAUUAUAGAAAAAUGUUGAAAUGUCAGCAAAAUGUUAAUUGUAAUGGAACUUAAUUAUGGUACAAUGUUUUGUUGUUUCAACUUCGUGUUUUUACUCUCAACAAAUUAAACAAAAAUGAAAUUAAUAUGACACAGCUUAAAAUCAACAUUAAAUCUCUCAAGAUCUCACCAGACGAGGAUUAAAUAACUCCAUCUAUAGUAAAUGAAAAAAGCAGAGAGCGAUGGAUUAUGUAAGACAGUGGUUCUCAAACUGGGGGCCGCGAGAUGGUGCCAGGGGGCCCCCAGUUUUAUGACAUUUUAUAAAAUAAAUAAAUUUAUCAUGAAUUCUGUGCAAUUAAACCUAAAAAAAUAAGACUACUAAUCAACAGCACAACUUCGUAUCAUUUAAUAUGUUUUGUUUCGUUUUGUUAUGUUUCUUGUCAUAAAUUUUCUUUGGGGGGCCACGAAGGAAUGCGCCAUACACAAGGGGGGCCGCACGCUGAAAAAGUUUGAGAACCACUGAUGUAAGAGACCCCUUUUAGGAAACUUGUUAUUUUUAUCUGACAUACUGGUGAAUUCCAACUAACACAAUGCAAAUAAGAAGUAUUAACUAAUCAUUCUGAAUGAGAGCUUUUGUUGACAUAACAGAAAUAAGUGAAGAUCUUCAGAGAUCUUAAGUGAAUUAAUGUUCAUGUUAUGUUAUUUGCAGUUGAUGUUUAACUAAAGCUUACCUGUCAGUCAGCUGUAGUUGUGUUUCUGCUGUUAACUUUUCUUUUUUCAACUUUCCUUCAGUUAAGUUCAAUAAACUAAGAGCCAUUGCACAGUUUAGACCUGUUUUAACUCAGUCAAAAUAACAAAAUAGGUCAAGUUAAGUCAAUAAAUCGCUUUAAGAAUGUAGAUAUUAAUAUUAGUGUUCAUUCAAUGUCACUGUUAUCUGUGUGCACUCUCAGCUUUCAUCAAAUUUAUGAAGUUACUAACACAUCUGUGAAGCAAUUUAUCAGAUUGACCUUUAAACUUUUUAAAUGGUCUGUCAUAUAUAAACUGGGGCUGUGUUGACUGCUGUAAAGACUCCUCUAACUUCUGCUAUGCAUUAUUAAAUCUAAACUUUAAUUAAAACAUAUCUUAUACUUUUUUUCCAGUACAUACAUAUAUAAUAAUUGUGGGUUAUAAAUGGUAAAUCCAAAUUAUUUUAUCAGUUCAUUACUAAUUUAGUUCAUAAUUAAUAAUGGCAAGCACGCAACUGAGACUUUGAUUUGCUUGGUGAAGAAACUAUGAAAAUAUUUGUGCUAAAAUGAAUUAUAAGUAUAUA
Molecule: messenger RNA, 2382 nt
Organism: Misgurnus anguillicaudatus (oriental weatherfish)
Lineage: Eukaryota; Metazoa; Chordata; Actinopteri; Cypriniformes; Cobitidae
Source: RefSeq, a predicted model, not a curated record